AUGUUUGAAUCAGUGGAAGAAAUGCUUGAAUCUCCAGACUAUGAUAAAGAUUUACAAGAUGAAUUAUCGAUAGCCUGUCCAAACUACAUGACUGUUUUCCAAUCAGCAAAACGUGAUUUACUGAGAAAUGAUUGUGGAAUCGUCGUUGCAGGAGAAACAAGUGCUGGUAAGACAACUCUCAUAAAUCAACUUAUCGGAAAGAAAGUUUUCGUAACAGGCAAUUUAGCAACAACUGGCAAAAUAACCAGGAUAAGGGAUUCAGAAACAAUAAAAAUAAAAUGUUUUACAAAAGAAGAAACUCUGAAGGAAGAGAAAGAAGUGGACGAUAUAAAGAAACUAAGAUCUAUCAUCGAAAAACUAACUGAGAUUCAAAUAGCAUCACAGGACGGACAGGACAAAUACUUUGUGGAUGUGUACUUACCAGUGCCUAUUUUGAAGGGAAAUGUCAUAAUAGUAGAUACACCUGGAAUAGGAGAGAAUGACAAUCUGGACAACAUUUUACUUGAAUUUUUGCCGCAUGCUGUCUCAUUUGUGUUUGUAGUAAAUGCAAAAGAUACAGGUGGAAUCCACGAAGAUAGGCUCUUAAAAAUUUUGAAAACCAUUAUGGAGAAUCGAGAAGAAAUGCCUUGUUUUGAUCCACGAGAGGUCAUGAUUCUUACAAAUCAGUGGGAUUGUAUCCAAAAUGACGAUUCAUCAUCAGACGAAGACGAGGAUGUCAAGCAAAGAAUUGGAAGAGUACAAAAAGACAAUAAUUACAGAGCUAACAGAGAAGCUGCAUUUAUACCUUCAUUCGCCAGAGGGACGAGAGCACAUCCUUAA
Messenger RNA from Mytilus californianus (California mussel), 819 nucleotides. RefSeq lists its product as uncharacterized. The coding region runs from base 1 to 819 and encodes 272 amino acids. Lineage: Eukaryota; Metazoa; Mollusca; Bivalvia; Mytilida; Mytilidae. The record is from RefSeq and is a predicted model, not a curated record. The transcript has 5 exons.